Molecule: messenger RNA, 2158 nt
Organism: Salvia hispanica
Lineage: Eukaryota; Viridiplantae; Streptophyta; Magnoliopsida; Lamiales; Lamiaceae
Molecular function (GO): ubiquitin binding
Source: RefSeq, a predicted model, not a curated record
CUUUUCAAAGAGAGAAGGUCACUACUCACUACGUACAAGUUUCCAUCUUUCGUUAGAGCAAAUCAGAUUGAGAUAUCGUUCUCAUUUUGCUCCGCCGAAGAAAUUCGGUCGCAAUUUCAUCUGAUUUUUAGAAUUCGGUGAUGGGAUUCAAUAAAGUUUACAAGUCAUUGCAGGAGAUUUUCCCACAGAUAGAUGCUCGGGCUCUUAGGGCUGUUGCUAUUGAGCAUAGCAAGGAUGCUGAUGCAGCUGUUGAAGCUGUGCUUGUGGAGAUUAUACCUUUCUUCUCUGAACGAUCGAGACCACAUACCCCUUCAACUGGGAGUAGUGCUGUUGGAGAAUCAUCAGGAGGUGCUGUUACCACUGUUCAAACUGCGGAUUGCACAUCUGUGAAUGCUGUUGCAGGAACAACUGAUGCCCAAAGCAGUUAUAUUGCAAAUUUUGGAUAUCAGAAGUCUUUUAGUGAUGUUAAUGAUGGCCAUACCGAACCCUUAUCUGAUACCAAUGUUGAACAUCAUGAACUAGAGGGUGUUAUGGCUUACUUGAAUUUGUCUGGAAGUGUACAUGAUAACAACAUGCAAUUGAAGACUGAUAUUUACUCUCAUGAUGAAGUUGCUCAUUUGACUAGUACGGAUGGAGCAGAUACUCUUCAGAUUGAAGUGUCAGUAGAACCCAAAACUGACAAGACAGCUUCAAAUAGCAGCAUCCAACUUGCAUCUGAUGAUGCAUGUCAUACCAUGUGGACCUUGCAAGGAAAAGAUUCUGGAAGCAUUCAAGAUUUGAAUAUGUUAAGUGAAGGAUCAGACUCUAGGUGCUUAGAGACUGAGUUUGAUACAACUACCAAUGACGUAUGUGAACAGGGGAAAUCCUAUGGAGAUGAAGGGACUUGUGUGGUUGGACCUGCUUCAUUUAUUGUUCGUGAUCUAACAGCAAGCCUUCCAGAAAAUAAUUUUCCGUUGUUAGCACUCCAUGAAAAGUCUGUAAAUGAUUCAGGGGAAUUAGAUGUAAGUUAUCCUUGUAACAGUGCUCCCAAGAUGGAAGCUGGUAACAACAUCGUUGACUCUGAUGAUGAGUCUACCUUAAGUGGCUCCAUGUCUCAAUCUAGCAAAAUCCAUAUGAUUGAUGCUCUUGCGAAUAUUAUAGCUGAUGCAAGAAAUAAUAAGAAAAUGUUGUUCUCAGCAAUGGACUCUGCAAUAAGUUUAAUGAGGGAAGUGGAGCUUAAAGAGAAAGCUGCAGAACAAGCCAGAGUAGAAGCUGCUAUGGGUGGAACAGAUAUACUGGUUAAGUCUGAAGAGCUUAAACAUAUGGUGAAACUAGCAGAGGAAACAAAUUCCAUGCAUGCUGGGGAAGUAUAUGGUGAGAAGGCCAUCCUAGCAACUGAGUUGAGAGAGCUUCAGUCUCGUGCACUCUCGUUGUCAGUUGAAAGAGACAAAUAUCUUGCUGUUCUUAAUGAGAUGCAACAAACCUUGGAGGUGCGAUUAACUGAAGCUCAGAAUGUAAUAAAAUAUGCUGAGCUAGAAAAAACAGAAAAGGAAAAUGCUGCAAUGAAAGCCCUUACUGAGCAGGAAUUGAUUAUGGAGAAAGUGUUGCAAGAGUCAAAGAUCCUAAACCAACAAGCAGAAGAUAACUCCAAGUUGCGCGAAUUUCUUGUGGACCGUGGCCGUGCAGUAGAUACAUUGCAGGGAGAAAUAUCUGUUAUAUGUCAGGAUGUGAGGAUGCUGAAGGAGACUUUCGAUGAGGAUAUUCCAUUUAGCAAGUCACUCUCAUCCAGCCAGACCAGCUGCAUCUUAGCUUCAUCUGCUUCAUCUUCAAAAAGCUUGAUUCGGGAGCAGGUGGACUUACUUCCUGACGAAGGAACUGAGUCACUGGACACUCGAGACAAGAAAGGAACUGCUUCUUGUUCGACGGAAAGCUCAUCUCAAGAUGAAGCUGCUGGGAAUGAUGACAAGGCACUUUCAGACGACGAGUGGGAAAUGUUGCUUGCUUGAGUUUGCAAUCCGUCCAUAUCUUUCACUUCUGAUACUUCAGCAUCUGCUUGGUUUUGUUUAUUAGCUAUUAAGAUUAUGUGGAACCUUAAACGCCUGAAAAUUAAGUGAUUGUGCCUCUACAUUUUGUUCAUAUGUAAUAUAAUAAAGCGCAAAUUUCCAGGUGUUCGUUUUCA